UAAAGCUGAGCAUGCAUAGCCCAACCCUCAGUUUGGAAGUAGAGAACAGUUGAGCUUCAGCCUCCUUUGUAGACAACUCUCCAAUGGCCAUUGAAAAUAAAGGAAAACCCAACACUGCCACAACCAAAGGCAAGAAGAGAAAGCAAUAUCUUCCCCACAAUAAAGCAGUUAAGAAGAAAGGGGCAUACCCAUUAAGGCCAGGAGUUCAAGGUUUCUUUAUCACUUGUGAUGGCGGCAGAGAACGCCAAGCUGCUCAUGAGGCUAUUAAUGUUAUUGACACGAGGUACGAAAUCUUGGGCUGUAUUGUAGGAGGGGGAUCUUAUGCAAGAUUAAAUCGAGUUAAAGCUUUGAUUUUUGAGACCAUAAGUGUGAGACCACAAGGUGCACAGGCAAUUCCUUGCAAGUUGGUUAUGGGUCUCCACAUAGAGCUUGAUUUCUUUGAAGAGCUAGUCCAUGGAAAGGAUUUGGGAGAGGAACCUGCAAGGUUACCCAAUAAGCCUCUAAAUAAAAAGAUUACUUUCUCAUAUAGUGAUGAUGAGGAUGAUGUUGAUGAAGAGGAGGGUGAUGAUGAAGGAGAGGAGAAAGAGCAAAAUGAAGUGACUAAAUCAGAUAUUAGUAGAGAAAAUGAUGCUAGUCAAGAAAGACUAACAAAUAAAGAUUUGGAUCAUUAUAAUUUAGAUGAUGUGUGCCAUGGGAAGGCAACAGAAGAGACUAAAGGUACUAAGGAGGAUGGGGUAAAUAUUGAAAAUCAAGCAGAUAACUUCAUGGAGCCACCAGCAAAGAAACAAUGCCGUGAAACAGAUACAUCAAAGUGUGAAACCAAUGGAAAAGAGAAAUCUAUUGAUAAGCUUAUUGAAGCUGAGCUCAAAGAGCUUGGAGAUAAGAGUAAGAGGCGGUUCAUCAACCUUGAUUCAGGUUGUAAUGGUGUUGUCUUUGUUCAAAUGCGGAAGAAAGAAGGAGAUCCUGGCCCCAAAGAUAUUGCACAGCAUAUGAUGACAUCUGCUGCAUCAACAAGGAAGCACAUGUCAAGGUUCAUUUUAAGAGUGUUACCAGUUGAAGUAGCAUGCUAUGCUUCAGAAGAGGAGAUUACAAGAGCAAUAAAACCUCUCAUUGCACAGUAUUUUCCAGUGGAGACACAGAACCCUUGGAAGUUUGCUGUACUGUAUGAGGCCCGUGCAAAUUCUGGUAUUGACAGGAUGAAAAUUAUAAAUUCAGUUGCAAAGUCUAUACCUGCACCACACAAAGUUGAUCUUAGUAAUCCUGAUAUGACAAUUGUGGUCGAAAUUAUUAAGACUGUGUGCUUGAUUGGGGUUGUUGAGAAGUAUAAGGAGUUGGCGAAAUUUAACCUGAGGCAACUUACAUCACCAAAGCAAUAGCUGCUGGUUGCAUUGAUGAAGCUGUUAGCAGCAGGCUUUCUGCCUCGUAAUGAUAUUGAGGAUUUGGAGUGAAGCGUUUUCUGCCUCGUAAUGCUUUCUGGUUACAUCACCAUCUUUUAAGUAAACAGCAAACCUUCGUUUUCAUUAAGCAUUUCUGGUAAUUGUGAACUUCAAAUUUCUCUUUACGCAUAUUUGACAAUGAAUCCAACUUCAAAUGUCAUGGAAAUGCGUCAGCUUGUGAUUCAAUAGUGAUCAUGUUCGAGUUGCCCUCGUCUCAAAUUUAAUUUUCAUCAUAAAGUAUUAUUGUCUUAUUUGAACUAACACAUGUGAGAGUGCAUUUUCAUUUGAUAGUUGUGCAAGUGAUUUUUAGACUUGA
Messenger RNA from Theobroma cacao (cacao), 1752 nucleotides. The record is from RefSeq and is a predicted model, not a curated record. Lineage: Eukaryota; Viridiplantae; Streptophyta; Magnoliopsida; Malvales; Malvaceae.